Biomphalaria glabrata is the source of this 6771-nucleotide messenger RNA. Its product is annotated as LIM domain kinase 1-like. Gene Ontology annotation, cellular component: cytoplasm; nucleus. NCBI's taxonomy places the organism in Eukaryota, Metazoa, Mollusca, Gastropoda, Planorbidae. Gene Ontology annotation, molecular function: protein serine/threonine kinase activity; protein binding; ATP binding. The transcript has 15 exons. Gene Ontology annotation, biological process: protein phosphorylation; actin cytoskeleton organization. The coding region runs from base 707 to 3904 and encodes 1065 amino acids. The record is from RefSeq and is a predicted model, not a curated record.
GCUAGGUGUUCCGUCUUUUUGGUUUGUUAGUUCUUCAUUUCACUAUUGAACAGAGACUCGUUGGAUGAACUGAUUCUUCGUGGAAACAAAAGACUCGUUUAUUUUUAGAUUCAUCGUGCUUGUAGUUAUUUAGUACUAGUCAUCGAUCUAGGUGAUGUGUAUCAGUUGUGUUUAAGUAGUUUUUCCGUUUUAAUUUUGACUAGGAAGUCUUUUUGAAAUCGGAUCUUUUCCAUGACGUGAUACGGUGAUAGACAUCUUUGAUGAGGUCUUGCCACGCAGAAUGAGCAUUUCACCAUAGAUUUCUGCAGUGCCGAAGUCGUCCGUGUUUGGUCAUAAUCGGUGAAGAAUUGUGACUAGUCUUUACUAUUAGGAGUUUUUAGGGAAAAGGAUCCUGUUCAAAGUGCACACCAACCGGAAGUCUGCUCGUUAGCGCCAUUAAUUGAUCACUUCAUCUUGCAGAAUCACGAAAUAUUUUGAAUUCACCUUAGUGAGAUGUUUGGCUAAUCAAGACAUCAUCAGUGAUCUCUUUUGUGUUUCUAACCAUCGGAAUGUCGCUUCAAACAUGAGUGAGUUGUGUUUUCUUAUCCGUGGACUUGGUAGAAGGAAUCAAUUUUAAGAUUCGAAUCUAGAGAAAAGAUAUUGAGUUUUAUGAUGGCAGAGAAGUGUUUCGGUGACUAGUGAACUUGAGUUUAGAGGCCAGCUCAUCAUGAGAUGGCGCCAUAAGGGACUUGUGUAUGCCGGGGAAUUUUUGGACUCUUGUUGUGGCUGUGCUGGAGAAAUGGGCCAGCAGUGGUCGCUGAUGAAGUUUAGGGGCAUCUCACUGUGCUCAACAUGUGGCAGCCGUCUCAAUAACUGGUACAUCCAGAACAAUGGCAGUCUGUACUGCAAGGAUGACUAUUGGUCAAAGAUAGGGGACCGAUGUAACAGAUGUUCUCAAGUGAUAUCAGGUCCACUCAUGGUGGCUGGGGAGCACAGAUUCCACCCCGAGUGCUUCCAGUGCUGCACGUGUCAGUGCCUCAUCGGCGACGGGGAGGCGUACGCCCUUGUGGAGAGAUCGUUCCUCUAUUGUGGUCAGUGCUACAAAUCGAGGGUUGCCAUAUCAACCUCCUUACUUCCUGAGCCCACGCAGCAACCGCCUCAGACUGUGAGGUCACCUCGGAGAAAGCCCCACUCCAUUCAGAUGGUGGAGAUUCCACCCACGCCAGACAGCAGCCAACUCCACCACCAGCGUGACAGGCGUCAGCUGCAACAGCAGCGGCAAGAACAGCAGCAGAAGGAGCAGCACAACUUCCACCUGUCGCUGCUGGCCACGCCUUUCGAGAGCGGCACCCUGGGGGUCGGCUACCGGAACAGCUUUUUGUUGGAAAGUGGCCGUAUGCCACCAUGUGUACAAAUCUCUGGUAUAGAUGCCAGUCCAGCAUUUCAAGACUUGGCAGUAGGGGACAGAAUCCUGGAAGUGAAUGGGACAGCAGUCAGAGAUAAAACUUUAGAAGAGAUCAAUGUUUUACUGACCAACUACCAACGGCCUGUCCAUGUAAUGGUGGAGAGAGAUUUGUCUCCUCUGAGACUGCCUCCAGAGGAUGACACUGGUCAGAUCUCGCCUCGCCCGCUUAACAAGUCCCUGUCCAGAAGCUCACUGGAUGACCCCAACAGCUCCGCAGCCUCAGACAACGAGACUAUUGUGGUGCAAGGAACACCUGUCAAACUAAGACCUAAAGGAUCUCUGAGGGCUAAAGGACACAGUCCGUCCCGUAGGCGAAGUAAGUCCCCAUCACCGUGCCCACAGACUCGGCAGAAAAGUAUCGACCUGAACAGAUCUCAUUCGUUCUCCACUCGCCAACAGGACCACAGAGUGUUUCGAGCUGUGGACUUGAUUCUUGGCGACCUGCUUGGUCAAGGCUUCUUUGGCCAGGCCAUCAAGGCCACUCACCGUGUCACGGGGGAACAAAUGGUUCUCAAAGAGCUUCACAAUUUCGAUGAGGAUGCCCAGAAAAGUUUUCUUAGAGAGGUGUCUAUGUUGAGAAGUCUGUCUCACCCCUGUGUGCUCAAAUUUAUGGGAGUUUUGUACCGAGACAAGAAACUGAACCUUGUAACAGAAUUUAUUGAUGGUGGUACAUUGUCUGACUUACUUUUGGAUCACAGUGUAGAACUCUCCUGGAAACAGAGAGUAGCUUUUGCCAAGGACAUAGCAGCAGGAAUGAGAUACUUACAUUCCAUGAAUGUCAUCCAUAGAGACUUAAACUCACAAAAUUGUUUAGUUAGAAAGGAUCACAGAGUUGUUGUGGCUGACUUUGGCCUGGCCAAGAUUUUUCCACAUCAUGAAAAUUUUCACUUGCACUCCCAGGCGGAGAAAGAGGCCAACAAUGGUGGAGGAGGAGGUGGUAAGCUGGGAGGCAAGAAGAAGAGAUUCUCCAGGAGGAAACGUCAGACAGUGGUGGGCAAUCCUUACUGGAUGGCCCCGGAGAUGAUGACCAAAGGAGAGUAUGAUGAGAAGGUGGAUGUGUUUUCAUAUGGCAUCAUUGUCUGUGAGACUAUUGCUAGAGUCACAGCUGACCCAGAUUAUUUGCCACGGUCCAUUGACUUUGGAUUAAAUGUUGAAGCCUUCCACAAAAGGUUCUGCCAAGAUUCUCCUGAGCCCUACUUCAUGUUAGCUGUCCUGUGUGCCCAGAUUGAACCUGAUCAGAGACCAAGUUUUGAAAAAAUUCACAUGCUUUGUGAAGCCUUGGACUUGCAUGUGGAACAUGGCAUGGCAGUGCCUCCAGAACUUCAGGGCAGCACCGUCCAGUUCUACCGCAAUCUUAAGCAGUCACUGUAUGGGGAGAACUUUAAAGACGUGGACAGCUGUACCCAGGCUGAGCAUAAACCCAGCACUGAUGUGAACCAGAACAAUGUUAAAGAACCCAAACCUUUUGAUGUCGUUGACGGCAUGCAGCUAGCUUCUUGUUCCUCAGGAAGUAGUGGGUCCAACGCCAGUCAAGAAAAUGCCAGAAAUUUGUUCAGUGACGGGGAGGAGGCAGAGGAAGAACUUAACAAGCCCUCAGCAGGGGUCACCCUCACUGAUUCCAGUGUGACCGCAACGACUCCAGCAACUGCGGAGGACCAGGCUUAUUUUUCUUGUUCCUCUGCCACAUCCUCCCUUUCCCCGUGUUCUCCUUGCCUCUCAGUGGAAGAGUUUGUCUCAGCCCAGAGUGGCUCAUCAUCCAAUGAGAGUACACUGGAUCUCACCAGCAGCCAAUCAUUGAGAUCCACACAUCAAGAGUCUACCAGCACUGCUCUUAGCCACACUGACCACUCUGUGGAUUGUUGCUUGAGUAGUCGGCCCGGAGCUUCUCCUUCACCGUCUGACCAGUCCCCGUCUAAGGACAGAUCUACAAUGCAGUUAGAGUUUGGGAUACAGAUUUCCCCCCCUCAUAGCACUGGCACCAAUAUUUCCGUCUUUCUUUCACCUUCCUCACCAAACCAGGACACAAAGCCAGGCUCAAAACCUCGAAGUCUAGUGUACCUUGGCUCUAACUCCUCUGCCCACUCCACUUCGCCAGCAUUUACUUCCCCUGGAUACGAGACGGAGCUCAACAGUAUGGACACCAUUGAAGAGAAAUGUGAAGACUUGGACCAUCUGGACAACACCAUGGACGCUCUGAAUAGGAAACUGGACAAACAGUGCUCAUUGACUCUAGACGUGGACAGCAGUGUUAUUUUCUCAAACAGUAGAUCAAAGUCCUGCGAGAUGUUAGCGGAGCUGACCACCAGCAACAGCCCAGAUGUUCCGGCCAAACAGGAUAAGCCAAACUGGUCCUACAGUACUCUCCCUUUCUUUCUCAGCCCCGGGCAUGAACGAGGACUCAGCUCAUCUAGGAGAAGACUGCGGCGCUCGUUGCAAGAUUUGCGAAAAGGAAAUGUGUAAGUGCUGUUGAUAUCACUUUUUGGAUCUGAUUUGUUUCUUGCGGCACAAGUGUUAACUUAAUGACUGAGACUACAGGAAAAUGUCAAGGACCAAAACUAACAUGUGUUAAAGAUGUAGACUGUAUGGGCCAAUGUCAAGGACCAAAACAAACAUGUGAAAGAUGUAGACUGUAUGGGCCAAUGUCAAGGACCAAAACAAACAUGUUAAAGAUGUAGACUGUAUGGGCCAAUGUCAAGGACCAAAACAAACAUGUUAAAGAUGUAGACUGUAUGGGCCAAUGUCAAGGACCAAAACAAACGUGUUAAAGAUGUAGCCUGUAUGGCCCAAUGUUACGGACCAAAUUUCCAGCCUCAAAAAUGAAGUGUAAUUAUUGUUGUGUCACUGGUUGUCAAUGUAUUCACAAUGAAUUUUAUUUAUGAAACUAAUGUAUAAAGAAAUCUGUUUUUUUGUAAAAGUUGAAAGUGAGUCUUUAUGAACUCCCCAAUGUAAGACUUGAACUUGUUGGAAUACUUGUUAUAUAAAGGCUCUAUAUUGCCUGCCCUGAUGUCCACUGAAUGUUAGUCUAGCAGUGGUAAAAAAAAUAAGUCUGUGAUUGAAUGUUUUGCAUUGGCCAAAAUCAAAUGAUAAAAUAUAUUUUAACAUUAUACAUAUUGUUGGACUAUUGUUUUAUUACAGUAUAAGUAGCAGGUAUUAUGUAUUGUUAUGAUCUUAGGUCAUUGAAAUAUCACUUUUUACUGCAGCCUGAGGCUGAAACACUUGUUUACUUUGUACUUGCAAUGUUAACAAUCAAAUUGUGUUAAAAGUAAAAGUGUUCCUUUUUAGUAGCUAGGAAGUGAAUGUCAUUUAGGUCCUACCCUUAACAAGUCACUUAGAUCUGCCCUAGAUGUCACUUAGGCCCUACCCUGUACUAGAUGUCAUUUGGGUCCUACCCUUAACAAGUCACUUAGAUCUGCCCUAGAUGUCACUUAGGCCCUACCCUGUACUAGAUGUCAUUUGGGUCCUACCCUUAACAAGUAACUUAGAUCUGCCCUAGAUGUCACUUAGGUCCUAUCCUGUACUAGAUGUCAUUUGGGUCCUACCCUUAACAAGUCACUUAGAUCUGCCCUAGAUGUCACUUAGGUCCUACCCUGUACUAGAUGUCAUUUGGGUCAUACCCUUAAGAAGUCACUUAGAUCUGCCCUAGAUGUCACUUAGGUUCUACCCUGUACUAGAUGUCACUUAGGUCCUAUUCUGUACUAGAUGUCAUUUGGGUCCUACCCUUAACAAGUCACUUAGAUCUGCCCUAGAUGUCACUUAGGUCCUACCCUGUACUAGAUGACACGUAGGUCCUACCUUGUACUAGAUGUCAUUUAGGUCCUGCCCUGAAGUUCUUGUCACUUUUAGGCCCUGGAAAAUGUUUGUAAAGUUUGUGAGAUGAUAAGCUGUUCCCUGCCAUUGAAAACAGAGUCCAUGCCAACUGAGUGCCUGGCAUUUAGUCUCUAAUUGAACCUAUGCAACACCAAGUGUUUAUUGUGCAGGCUGUUUCAAUGCAGUCUGAAAGUUGUUUUUUUGCCAUGCCACUAGUUGAAGUCUAGUUACAACUUGAUGGUAACAUUUAUUUUAACUUAAUAUUGAUUGUGAAGUAGAAAUAAUUUGUAUCUAGAUAAGGUAACUUGUUUAGACAAGGGCAGGCUACUGUAAAUGUUUUUUAAUUUAUUAUUUGAAAAUGUUGGAUUCAUUCCCCUGAAAAAAAAAGAAAAAAACUAUAUAUUUGUACAAUGAAAUUUUUACAUUCACAAGUUUUGUUCAAGUAAUGUUUGUUUAUACAUAAGCUGAACAAAAGAUUGUUGGCCCGCAAAGGUGGGACCAUUAUCCUACAUAGAAGGGACCAUAUCCAAUUUAUUUAUUUACUUUUUGGAGGAUUAACUUGUUCAGUUUGCUCAGAUUAAAAUUGUAUAAAUAUUUAUUUACCUGCAAUGUCAUUCAAAAGUUUUAAGUUCUUUUCACAUUUUACAAGCUAACUAAAAAACAAAAUAUAUGAGCAAAUAAUUAUCACUUUUUACAAGUAGUUUUUUUUAAGGGAAAAUUCAGAACUGCCUACUGAGUACUCCUGUGUUCUUUAGACGAGUCAGUUUAACCAAACAAUUAAUGUGAUCUUUUUUUAAGAAGUCCAUUAAGAGUAGCAAGUAAAUAUCCAAAUCUAUUUAUUCAACCUGGAAACUAUCAGAUACUUUUAGUAUUUGAUAAAGAUCAACAAAAUCUUGAGAGUUACCUACGUGAGCUAUGCAGUCUUCAAAUGUUACUUGCAUUUGUUAAAUACUGUACAGAGCAUUCGUCUAUUGAUGUACUCCAUUGAACAUACUUUCAUUUAUCGAUUCAAGGGAGACAAGCAUGCUCUCUGAGUGCUCAUUCAAAUAUCAAUCUCAAACUGAGACGUCAGAUCACAUGACAGAAAGAUAUUUUUAGUUUUUUUUCUAGUUCUUAAUUGUUGGGAUUUUUAAGCAUUUUAAAAAUGGAUAACAAGAGAGAGUAGUUUAGACAAUGUCUUCCUUGUAAUCUAGCAUUUUAUGAACAAAAACAUUUGAUUAAUUGAUUCAAGGAUUCUCAUUCCACAACUUACUGUCUCUGUAAUAAGACCUCAUACUUGAUGAUCAAAUUUUGAUCCAAGCUGAUGCUAAUUCAAAAUCUUCUAUGCUAAAAACUUGAUCAACUUAAUAACUAAUAACUUUUUCCAAUCAAUUUCCCAAAGAGAAAUCUCAAGAAAUAAAUACAGUGUGUAGUCAUGAUUUAAUAUCUGAGCUUUUGAAGAAUUCUUUGUAAUCAUUCAGAACAAAACAAAAACAUUGACACUGAAGAGAAAUGUCAUAAUAAAAAUAAAUAACCAAUCA